Uranotaenia lowii is the source of this 3504-nucleotide messenger RNA. RefSeq lists its product as uncharacterized. The transcript has a single exon. The coding region runs from base 1 to 3504 and encodes 1167 amino acids. Gene Ontology annotation, molecular function: nucleic acid binding. Gene Ontology annotation, biological process: DNA integration. The record is from RefSeq and is a predicted model, not a curated record. Lineage: Eukaryota; Metazoa; Arthropoda; Insecta; Diptera; Culicidae.
AUGCUCAUCGGCAUCAGCCACUUCUUUGGGCUCCUGAAAUCUGGUAAGAUCAAGCUAGCAGAACAUCUUCCUUAUCUACAGCAAACAGUAUUCGGCUGGGUGGUUGGUGGUCUAGUCAACACCGCCACUUGGAACUACAAACUGGUCCAUUGCAACGCAGCGGUUCAAGAAGCAGAACUAGACGGCUUAGUCCAACGGUUCUGGGAACAAGAUGAGAUCCUACCAGCGCGCCUAGUGUCGUCCGAGGAGACGGCGUGCGAGGCCAUCUACAAUCAAACACACACCAGAGAUUCCAGCGGGAGGUACACGGUCAAACUUCCCUUUCGUGACAAUGUGAGUCAACUUGGUGACUCCAAACAUCAUGCUCUACAACGGUUUGACUAUCUCGAAAAGAAACUUCAGCGGAAUCCAGAACUCAAGAAGGCUUACUGUGCGUUCAUAGCGGAGUACAUCGAGCUAGGUCACUGCAAAAUAGUUUAUCCGUCAGACGAUGGGUUUUAUUUGCCUCACCACGCCAUACUCAAACCCUCUUCCUCUACUACCAAACUACGAACGGUGUUCGACGCAUCGGCCAAAUCUACUUCUGGUCUAUCAUUGAACGACACUCUUAUGAUAGGGCCAACGAUCCAGGAUCCAUUGCUCUUCAUCAUACUUCGUUUCCGAACACAUCGUUAUGUGUUUACUGGCGACAUUUCUAAAAUGUAUAGAAUGAUUAAUAUUCAUCCGGAGCAUACAAAAUAUCAACGUGUGCUUUGGCGGAAUCAUCCUACUGAAGCUCUACAGACUAUGGAACUGACAACGGUCACAUACGGGACAGCAUCCGCUCCGUAUUUGGCCACACGAACGCUGAAGCAACUGGUACAAGACGAGGGUCGAGAAUUUCCAGUCGGUGGUCCCAUUUUGGAUCAGGACUUCUACGUCGACGAUGUGCUUUCCGGUGGCGACUCGGUGGAGCACAUAAUACAAGCACGCACAGAAUUGGUCCAGCUCUUGCGACGAGGCGGUUUCAAUCUACACAAAUGGUGCUCAAACAGUUCCGAAUUUUUGAGUACUAUUCCCGAAGAUCAAAGAGAGAAACAAAUUUCGUUUGACAAGAGUGACGUGAACGAUCUCAUCAAAACGCUUGGCCUACUGUGGAAUCCUCUACUCGACCAUUUUACAUUCCACAUUUCGGCUGCUGAUUGUCAACGAGCUGUUACAAAGCGCUACAUCCUAUCGGAAAUCGCUAAGAUUUUCGACCCCCUCGGUCUGUUGGCGCCUGUUGUUAUUCUGGCCAAGCUUUUACUACGAGAGGUUUGGAGACGAAAGCUGAAUUGGGACGACGAAUUACCAGCUGAUCUAAUCCAAAGCUGGAACAAAUUCCGAUCCGGUUUACGAAAUCUCGCCGAUGUUAAAAUCAACCGACUUGUUCUCUCCCCCCAACGUGUUGCGGUUGAGUUACACGCUUUCUCUGAUGCAUCACAGAAUGCGUUUGGGACCUGCAUUUACUUGAGAAGCAUCAUGGCUGACAACACUGUCGAGGUUCAUCUACUUGUCAGCAAAUCCAGAGUGGCACCAAAGGCGACGAUCCCCCGGCUCGAGUUGUGUGGUUUCUUACUCAGUGCCAGACUGGUUGACCAAAUUGCAUCGGCAUUCAAGGUGAACAUCGAACAGAAGGUAUUGUGGAGCGAUUCCCAAAUUGUGUUGUGGUGGUUGAGAAAGCCGCUGCACUUACUGAAACCCUACGUGGCCAAUCGGGUAGCAGAAAUAUCGAAGCUCGUCUCUGACUGUGAGUAUAAAUACAUCCGUACACACUUGAAUCCAGCUGACCUUGUCUCACGAGGCUUGCAACCUGAAGCCCUUAAAGAAAAUCGACUUUGGUGGUACGGCCCCGACUUUCUGAAGAACAAUCCCUACGAAGAAGAAAAGUUAUUAGAAAUUGAAUCCCUACCCGAUUUGAAAUUGACAGUCAACCUGGCGACUGUCCCCCAAGUGAAUUCAGUGCUUACUAAGUUUAGUUCCUUGAGAAAGUUGCAACGUGUUGGAGCUUACAUUGUUCGUUUUGUCAACAAAACAAGAAAGCGUCGAAGUCCUGGUGACGAUUCGAGAUUCCCUACAAUUUUCGAGAUUCGACAAUCUACAAUGGCAAUUAUUCGAGUGCUACAACAAGAAUGCCUGUCUUCUGAAAGAACCCAAAUACUGAAGUGCCAAAGUUCAACACCUACCAAACGCUACUUGGGAAAACUCCGAAAUCUCAAUCCGUGGAUAGAUGGUGACGGCAUACUACGAGUGAAUGGUCGAAUAAAAUAUGCCAACGUGUCCUACGAACGACGGUGCCCGGCUAUACUUCCUGAUAAGCAUCAUGUUACGCAAUUAAUCAUCGAUGCUACUCACGCUGAAAAUCUACACGUCGGUCCGAAUGCUACUCUCUCGUUGCUGAGGCAAAAAUUUUGGCUGCUGAAUGGUCGCAACAGUGUACGCUUCCGUCUUCGAAAAUGCAUCAGAUGCUUUAGAGUGAAUCCAACCGAAUCCAAACUGUACAUGGGUGAUUUGCCGCCACACAGAAUCACUCCUACUUAUGCUUUCGAAAGAACAGGAAUCGAUUUCGCUGGUCCCAUUUACGUGCGCAAGGGCCACCCACGCAAGCCAGUUUACACGAAAGGUUACAUCUCACUAUUUGUUUGUAUGGUGACAAAGGGAAUCCAUCUGGAGUUUGUGUCCAACUUAAGCACUGAAGCAUUCAUAGCCGCACUACAUCGAUUCACCAGCCGACGUGGGGUCCCAACUGACAUCUUUACAGACAACGCCACCAACUUUGUGGGUGCCAAUUCGGGGCUUCACGAGCUGUACGUACUGUUCAAGCAGCAGCAAAUGGAAAAGGCGAUCCACGAUUUUACCAUCCCUCAAGAAAUUCGUUGGCACUUUAUUCCACCACGAUCACCACACGUGGGUGGUCUAUGGGAGGCUGGAAUUAAAUCUGCGAAAAAACUCAUCCAACGCACCGCGGGAGACACCAAGCUCACCGAAGAGGAAUGGUCAACUCUACUUGCCAAAAUCGAGGGCGUACUCAACUCACGUCCACUCGUUCCACAGUCGUCGGAUCCAAGUGACACUCAAGCUUUGACUCCUGGUCACUUUUUGAUUGAUCGUCCGAUAAGAGCAAUUCUCGAGCCAUGUUAUGAUCACAUCAAACCAGGUCUGUUAUCGAGGUGGCAACAUAUCCAGAAGAUGCGUGCAGAUUUUUGGAAACGUUGGUCUGCGGACUAUCUUUCCGAACUACAGCAGCGGCAGAAGUGGAACACUGGUCACACCGAAAUACGGGUCGGUGAUCUGGUGUUGAUGAAGGAGGAGAAUUUGCCGCCCCUACAAUGGAAGCUAGCUCGAGUGACCGACAUACAUCCCGGCAAGGACAACAUCACCAGGGUAGUCACGGUGAAAACAUCAACCAACACCUACAAGCGAUCGACGGCGAAGCUGGCUCUACUUCCUUUGGACGAAGACGUUCCCGGUUCCUCGAAGGAUUGA